Messenger RNA from Stylophora pistillata, 1343 nucleotides. RefSeq lists its product as uncharacterized. The record is from RefSeq and is a predicted model, not a curated record. NCBI's taxonomy places the organism in Eukaryota, Metazoa, Cnidaria, Anthozoa, Scleractinia, Pocilloporidae.
AUGGUUGAGCCUUUCGAACUUGACCGGAAGUCUGGGUACGAAGAUAUCAAGGGUGGUCGAAUGAGGGAGACCGGAACUACUUCCGGUAUCAUUUCGGAUCAAACUCGAUGCGAGGAUUCAGAUCUGGUGUCCUUAUUUCAAGGUGAACCUUUUUUUGACACUAAAAUCCUGAAAGACAUGAAAGUUAUUCAAGAGUUGGCAACUUUGUACUCUGCUCUUCUGCUCCUAACUGGCGAAUCUGGAGAGCUAAAUUUUAGGGACAGAUUGAUAAAAUACAAGGCUGAAGGCAGAGUGCACAAGCUUAAGUGGGUGUAUGAUGGGAUAGCGUGGGAUAUCCAGAGCGGCAUCAGUGUUAAGGCAAAGCAUUAUCAGAGCAAACAUGGAGCGAUUGAACAUGCUGUCAAGGAACUCAUUGACAAACUUGCAUCUCAUGGGAUAAUAACAAAGUAGAGCGGUCCAAUUUCUCAAUGGACUGUAACAUACUAGAUUCGUUUAUUGUUCGAUAUUACUUCUCUUGCUGUACCAAAACUUUUAACUUUUUCAAUUAUGAUCGAAGAGGGUCUCGUACUUUCAAUGAGGUGAACCAUAAGUCAUAAAACGGCAAAAAAAUUGAACCAUUUGACGUAAGAACUGACAAGUUUUAACCACUGGUCGAAGAAACAUUGGCUGUAAAAAAUUAUGUUAUUUGCAACAGAAAGACUGAAUUAAUGGUUAGUCGUAAGAUGGCCAAAAGCUUAUUAACCGUUAACCGUAAGAGCCAUUACUCUCUUGAGACCUUCUAACCGGUGUCUAAUAAAGACAGCUAGUCAGGGAAUGAUGGAGAAUGCAAAGGAAUUAUGACCAGAGGCGGUCAUAAAUUUUUACUAAUCCGCUUGAAUGGACCAGAUUUGUAAGAUUUGAUUGUCAAGCAACGUUUUGAAACCAGGCGUUCACACCACGUGAUGGGCUAGUUUCGUUCCUUCCGUAGAGAUAACUUGUCACGUUGUGUUAUGUGACCCUCCGAUGGGAAAGUAGGCCACGGGAAUAGGAUGAAGACACGAACACGCUAAAAUGACACGCUAAACGAUAGGUAGUGAGUGAAGUGAUACGCCAGCUCUGAAGCGGCGUGUCGCAUUUGUACAAUACUGAAUUAAAUUUUUUUCAAUCUUGAGAAGAAGUUUUUUUCUGUGUCCUUCACCGUGACAUUCAGGAUGAGAAAAGAAUACUUUUUCUGCAGACAUCAUGCAAUCCUCUAAAUUUGCACUACAUCAUGCUUUCAGUUAUUUGUUAUGGCGUGAUUUGAAUUCUGAUUUGUUUCAGUUUUAGUCUCACGUCAUAGGUAAGGAAUAAAAACAUAUUUUCCA